AUGAUUAGAAAUGUUUUAUCAUCAAAGUUAACUUUAAAUAAAGUAUCAAGUGCUGGUUUUCAAAUAAGAAAUAUUGCAUCACUUAAAAGUGAAGUUAAAAAAGGAUUAUUUGAAGAGUUAUUCCCAUUGGCUACCAAAAUUGAUCCAACCUCAAGUUCAUUUAUUGCAAUUGAACCAAUUGAAGGAACCAGUGUCAAUGGCACACUUUUUGUAGAUAAAAAAACAGAACUCAAUAGUUUAUAUGGAUCAAAUUUAAAGGUACCAAAGAAAGGCGCACAAGAUAGAGUUGAUCUCUUAGUUUCAAGCAAUGAAGAUAAAUUGGAAAUGUUUGAUUCUAUUAGUAGAUCAGCUUUAGAGAGAUCUGAUGACUUUAGAGAAGAUAUGGAUUUCCACCAUAGACAAAUAUACCAACUUACUCCAUCAGAUUUUGAAGAGAUGGAGAUUAGAAAAAAGAAAAAAGAAUUACACAAACAAGAGUGCUUUGAUGAAUAUAUUAAACAUCUCGCUAAACACCAUGAGAAACCAAACCACUUGUCAUUUAUUAUAACAGAAACAUUAAAUAUUACCAACGAACAAAUUAUAAAUACCCUUCAAGAGUCAAUUGAACAUCCAAUUUCCUCAUAUUCAAUUAAAAGAUCAAAAGAUAGAACUUAUUUUGGUAAAAAGAUGUCAACAAUGGUUUCAAUUAUAUUAAAUAGUGAAUAUGACGAUUUGACUGUUGAUAAAGACGUAUAUUAUAAAAGAUUUUUAAAUUUUGGUAUAAUUUUUAAUGGUGAAAGACAUCAUGUUAUUAAAUCAAGUGGUAUUAAAACAAUCGAAAUUAGAAUCAGCGAUGAUGCUGAUGAAAAAAUUAUAAGAGAAAUAUAUAGCAAAGAAUUUAAUGAAAAUUGCAACGACCCAAAUUAUAUGAAAUUAUCAAUAGCAGAAGCUUCUUACAAUCCAUUUGAAAUGUCACCAAAAAAACAUAUUGGCUAUUGCAAUCUCACAUUCCCAACUCAUCUUCAAGCCAUCAAAGCAUUUGAAUUCAGUAAAACUUUAACAAUAAAUGGUAAACAAGCAAGACCAAAUCUUAGUAGAUAUAUUUUUGCCGAUAACUCUGCAUCAUCACUUUUAAUUAAAUCUUUAGAAAGAAGAAAAGCAAAACAAGGUCAAGAAAUUGAACACAUGAGAAAAAUGAUAGAUAUAAAAGAAAAAGUUAAACUAUUAGAAAAAAAUUUAAUGGAAAUUAGAAAAAGAACACAAGCCAAUAAUAAUAAUAAUAGUGGGGAAGAAAAUGAUAGUAGCAAUAAUAAUAAUAAUAUUUUAAAAAAAAGAUUAAUGUAA
Molecule: messenger RNA, 1323 nt
Organism: Dictyostelium purpureum
Lineage: Eukaryota; Evosea; Eumycetozoa; Dictyosteliales; Dictyosteliaceae
Exons: 3
Coding region: 1-1323 (440 amino acids)
Source: RefSeq, a predicted model, not a curated record